GUUUUCCUUAUUUCUGAUUUUUGCAACAACUAGACUCUAUAGCCUGAUGCAGAGAACAAAAGAGCAGCCUUAUUUUAUAUCAACGGGUAUGUCUGAGCUGCAAGACAGCCACAAGGAUCAUGCUACGUUCAGCUUCCCAUCAAUGGAUACACACCAGCAGGUUAACAGGGUUAACACAACAAAAGCGUCUGCUGACACAGGGUCCCACUUCUUUGCACCACUCAACACACAGAUUCUCAGGGACAAAGAGAACUUGCCCCAGCAGCAACAUCAUCAAGUGAGACAACAACAAAAACAACAACAACAACAACAACAACAGAAGGUUGGUACUGGGCAGAUCUCCUCAUUGCACUCCAAACUGACUCAUGAAGCUGAGAAAAUCAGAAAAUGGAAAGUCCAGACUGAAAUUGAACUGAAAGAAAAGGAUGCCAAAGUUCUAGAGAUGAACCACACAGUAGAUGCUUUAAGAAAAUCCAUUCUUGAGAUGCAGCUUGAGAAUGAAAACCUCAGUCUGAAGCUGCAGGAUGAGAUGGAUAACAGAGAGGUCAUCAAUAAUAAGAUUGAGUCUACAAGAAUCAUCUGUACGGCUCUGAAGGACAACACAGCACAGAUUGAUGUAAAAUUCAAAAAGUGUGAGGAGGAAAGACUGAACUUACUGCAAUGUCAACAACAACACCAACAACAAUUUGAGAUGUUAUCUGAGAGUUUCCAGCAGUUAACUAUAACAGCUACACAAGGGCAUAUGGAGCUGAAAUCUAGAAUGGAGCAGUCAGAGAAAGAAUACAAGCUUACUGUGGACAACCUGACUUCCAGACUUGCAGAUGCUGAUACUAAGAUAGUCCAAAAGCAAUUAGAGAUUGAGGAAAAUUCAGAGAAGUUAAAUCAGACCAAUCAAAAGUACAUGGAACUUCAAAAGCAUAUGUCUGAUUUGCAGCAAGACAAAGCUCUGUUGUCUCGCAGAUUGAAAGAGACUGAAACUGCUGGGGCUCAACUAACUACACAACUAGAGUCCAUGACUACAACCCUUGAAAAAGAAAAGACACUGGGUAAAAAUCUUGGUGAGAAAAUAUUAGGAUUACAGAGUGAGUUAGAUGAGACCAUAUCCAGCAGGGACACUUUCAUUGCUACUGCUAAUAACACAGAGAAGCUCUACAUAGAAAGGGUGAAUGAACUGAAAGCUGAAUUAAAUACAUCUCAGCAACAGAUUGAAGAUGAACAGAAAAGGUGCUCUGACUUAAAAACCUCAUUGAGUAAAAGUAACUCCUCAAUAGAAGAACUGAAAAGUGCCAAAGAUAUGCUGAUACUAGAGAAAACUGAGAUAUCUGACAAAAUGGUGGAACUACAGAAAGCCAAGGCUAUCCUAGAGGAAAGUUACACUAAAUCUGAAGAUAGGGUCUCACAGGUGACUCAUGAGAAAGUUGAUUGUGAGAAGGAAUUACAAAAACUCCAAACCCACUCCAAAGACCUUGAGAAUAAACUGGUUAGUCUAGAGAAACAUAUUGAGACACUGAGCAAUGAGAAACGAGACCUGACAACUACACUUGAACAAGCUAAUACAGAAAUCAACAAACUGAAGGAUGUCAAGCAGGAUCUUGCUAAGAUUAGCAGUGAAAAGAAAAGUACAUCUGGUGAACUGAAGCAGGCUCAAAGCAAGAUUAAGAAAGCUAAUGCAGAGAUUUUGGAGGUGAAGAGUGAACUGAAGGAAGCACUAGUUAGAGAGCACUCAUCACUUGAUAAAGUUGAUAAACUUGAGGCUGAGCUGGAGUCAGUCAGGUCUGAAUUGUCAACAUCUGUAAAAUCGAAGGAUGAUAUCCAGUGCCAACUUGAUGAUCUCAAGAAGAAUCUGAAAACUGUAAAGGGGCGACUGACUAGCCAAACUAGACAGAGUUCAACAUUUGAAGAUAGGAGCAAGUCCCUCAACCAGAUGCUGGAGGAGGCAAAGAAUGAGUCCACUGUGUUGAAAGAGGACAAGGAGAAACUCCAGCAACAACUUAAGGAAACCACUGAACUCAUGAAAGAUGAGGUAAAGAAGUCCAAGAAGAUUUUGGAAGAAUCCAAGGCAGAGAAAACCAAAAACAAAGCUGCCCUUGAAUCUCAGACUAAAGAAAUCACAACUGUGCUGCAGAAGUAUAAGAUGGAGAAUGAGAAAAUUGUUUUGCAAAAAGAAAAAGAAAUUGCAGGGCUAAUGAAAGAGCUUGAAAAUAAAGAUGAUACCAGUAAACAAAAUAAUGAAAAGAUUUCUAAUCUGUCAGAUGAGAUCAAGAGUUUUGAAGAGAAACUGGAAGGUGUUGAAAAGGAAAACAACACAUUGAAAGCUGACAUUGAAUCCAAAGUGAAAGCUGUAGAGACAUUUAAGGAGGAUAUUAAAUCCAAGGAUAAAGAUAUCAAGCAACUCUUGGAAUCAAUAUCCUGUCUCAAGGAGAAAGACAGUGUGCGAGCAGAACAAGUGAAGGAGGUGGAAAGACUCAAGGAGAUUGAAUGGCAAGAAAAACUGAAGGAACUUGAGAGACUGAAGGAGAGGGAGGCAGAACAAAAGGAAAUUGAGAGAAAGCAGAGACUUCAGCCACCUUCCACACCUAGAACUCCAAUCAGGCCAAUCAAAAAAAUAUCUCCUCCCAAAGUUAUCAAGAACACAACAACCCCAAGGAUAGAUAUAGAACCUGCUACUCCUCAGAGAAGUAUUCUCCGUCAGGGAAAUUCUGUAUCCAAAAAGAGGCGGGUCAUGUUUGCCCAAGAUGAUGACAUCAACACUAUUUCUGAUGCAGAAUCAUCUUCUUCAGAGUUAGUAGAAAUAGAGCUUGAUGAAAUGGAAAACAGGCUUAAAAACAAGAAACCUGGCAACCAUACCCCUCUAAUGGUUCGACCCUCCCCUAAGUUCCGCCAGUCACCCUCUGCUGUAGUAACUCCUCUACCCCGUGACCCCCAGCCUGCCAGAACCCCUACAAGGACCCCCCUCAGACCUGUACCCAGAGGACCAUCCAUCCAUACACAGAAGGAUGAGACACCUCUGGAUGAGAAGGCUAACUUCAAGUCCCUGUUUCCAGAUGCAACUGAAGAUCUCUGUGAUGAUGCCCCAAAGAAGCCUCUGCUCAGUAGAAGCAAGCCAAAGUGCAACAUCAAGAAAACACCCAACCGAUCUCAAGGCAAGUUCUUCAAAUCAUCACCAAUUGAGAAGAAGAAGGUGACCAAGACAAAGGACAAAGACGCUCAGUGGUUUGAUAUGGAUGCUGUAUUUGGCUUUGGCACUGAAGAUUGAGGAUUUAACUAAAUAUCUCACAACUGAGAUAAUGUGUGACAUGUGUGACAAUUCGGAUAAAUGACACCUCAUUACAAGCAUUGACUUGUACAUCUUUCAACCUCAAGUGAACAAUCAUAUUGUGCCACACUCCAUUCUCUUUCACUUACACACUCACCAAUAGAUAGAGUCGAGACAAUGUUUGGAAUUGGAAGUGCUAUAGAAGAAAAGUUGGGUCAAUUGGGGGUUGCCACAUUCAGGGAAAAGUUAGGGAAAACUAAAAUGGUUUUCUCUGACCUGGAAAGUUUCAGUAUUAUUCCUUAGAAUAGUAAAAUUGGUAAAAAAUGUUGUAACAUGGGCUUUCAUAAGAGAGCCCAUGAAGAAACUAAAACAGAAAUGGUUGACAAACAUGAUAUUUUCAUCUUCGACUCCCAAGGUGUUAUAACUGAAGCCUUGUGAAUCAAGAUAUAAUAUUUUAUCAAAGGUUCAC
This is a messenger RNA of Owenia fusiformis, 3725 nucleotides long. Lineage: Eukaryota; Metazoa; Annelida; Polychaeta; Sabellida; Oweniidae. The record is from the annotation of a GenBank genome assembly.